This is a messenger RNA of Cyprinus carpio (common carp), 2798 nucleotides long. RefSeq names its product myoD family inhibitor domain-containing protein. The record is from RefSeq and is a predicted model, not a curated record. Lineage: Eukaryota; Metazoa; Chordata; Actinopteri; Cypriniformes; Cyprinidae.
CAGAGUAAUCAGCCCUCAAUGUCAUUUCCUGUCGAACAGUCUGGAUCUGAGCGCGCGUCUGCUGCUGCUGCUGCGCGAGAGUCCUGAGCGACCGCGCGCGAGCUUUCAUCAUUUCUGGAAAUUAGGAGGAUUUGAGAGGAAAAAACUUUUCAUAGCCGUUUACAUCUGAUUAUUUCUUGUUUUCCUUUAGAGUGGUGAGAAAUAACAGGCUCUUUUUUUCUACUUUACGAUGUUUUCUGUCAAGUUUUUUUGACUCUGAGAGAGUUUGAAGACGAAGAUAAAUCAACGCUGGAGUUAAAUGGCGAGAUAAAUGAACAAAUGAGGAUCAGCGAGUGUCAAAAUUCAUGUAAAUAAAUAAACAACUCCAAUACUUGAAAUGAGAGAUACAUGAAGAGAAAGAAAAGACUUCCCCCCGCUAAACGGGACACUUGAAAGUUUGUUUUGCGCGAGUCCUAAAAGAUGCAACAUUGAAACAACACUGGUAUCGCGUGACCGUUACGGGGUAAUUUCUAGUCACCUGGCUCCAGAACAGAUGUCCAAGGAGGACCACAGCCCCAGUGCCAGCAUAACCGAACCUCCAGAUGGAGCCCAACUGGACAGCCGGCCCCUGGAAACUCUCACCGUGCCAUGUCCAGGGAAUGAAACCGGUGAGCAGAAAGCACAAAAUUCAAACACCCCACCCAUGGAAAAGACAGGAGACGUGGAGAAUGGCAACAACAACAACAGCUUGUCCCAACUGGACCUCACUAGCACUCCUGGCAAAAGUAUAACAUAUCAACCUCAGGCACGAUCUAUGCCCAUACACCCCACGCUAUCUAACUCGACUGAAACAGCGGCGCUGCUGAGGAGAGACAGCAAGCCGCACAGCAAUGGGGUUAGAAACGGAACCUUUUCACGAGCCACCUCGUCAUCCUCCUCAUCUUCAUCCACAGCCCAUAAAAACCCCAAGAAACUGCAGUCGAACCCAUCCAUCAACAGUCAGAGCAGCAAGAGGAGCAAAGGUAGCUCCAAAUCCAACAGCUCCCAGAUCCCCACAGAGGCCCAGGAUGAUUGCUGUGUCCACUGCAUCCUGGCCUGUCUGUUCUGCGAGUUCCUCACACUGUGUAACAUCGUGCUGGACUGCGCCACAUGUGGCUCCUGCGCAUCAGACGACUCGUGCUUCUGCUGCUGCUGCGCUUCAGAGGAAUGUGGCGACUGUGACCUGCCUUGUGACAUGGACUGUGGCAUCAUUGACGCGUGCUGCGAGUCUGCAGACUGUCUGGAGAUCUGCAUGGAGUGUUGUGGGCUGUGCUUUUCCUCCUGAGACUCCGAUAGGGGGCGCUGCCUCUUUCACUGAUUUGGGACUUGGGAAGAAACAAGCAAAGAAUGACAUCCGAUGUUCUGGAGUGGGUGCAAACCUAGUUGGAGUUGUGAGUUACAGUCUAGUAGCUUCCUUUUGAACUGUCUUGCUAGGAAAAGGGUUAGGGCGUCAUACACUAGUGGUGAUAUUCUGCAAUAGUCUUUAUACAUAUGAACUCUUUCGGGACUGGUUUCUGCUUAAAAUGUUUCAUUGAGUCUACAUUGGCAUGAUGCUGAAUACAAAAACAUCCAAAAGACUUAUGAGGCCACUGAGAAAAGCCAAAAAAUGGUUUGUAAAUGUCAGUGUUUGUUAGUUAUUUGAAAUCGUCUUAGUGCCAAACUUUUGAUAAAUGCACAAUCCACAGCCAUCCAGUGGUUUAAGAAUUCCACAAUAAUGCACACCGUAAAAGAGCUUGAAUUGCAGCUCAGAUCUGUUGUCGAAAAACAAUACAGUAUCCUAAAAGGAAGAUUUAUCCAAAGAUCACAUACACAAUCAACACUAGCGCUAUUUUGUAACAUUGUUCCCAAAUAUCACCUCUCGGUACGCACACUUACUGUAGAACACUGGUGUAGUCCUUUGAAGAUUACAAAAGCCAUAAACUGUGAGUGUGAAACUCAUAGAUGUAUGCGAGUGGGAGAAAGACGUCUAUUUAAUAUAUGGUGCCAUACUACAGUUGUAUCUUAGAUUGUAUAUAAACGUGAAAAGAAUCAUGUCAGUCUCUACAUUUGGUCAUGUGAUGUUCUUAUUCUCACUCUUUCUAUCAUUUUUACUUCAUCAAUCAAUUUUCUUACAUACUGGAAUAUUAUACUGUAAGCGGUUGUGAAUUGCUUCCGUAAUUUUUUUCCAAUGUGAAAUAUCUGUCUUGUAAUUCCAAAACUUUCCAUUUAAAUCAGUUGUUUGAAUCUAAAUGUUAAAUUUAUGUAUCUACCUAUUGUUUUUUUUUUUUUUUUUUUUUGAUGUAGUAAAUGCCUAGUGUUAGCAGUAUUAUUUUAUCCUUUCAAAAAAACAGGUUUCCUUACUGUCUAAAUUUAGAGCAGCGCAUAUGUAGUCUUGAGUAUCAACAGCCCAUAAUAUAAAUCAUAACCUGUACAUAAUGAUCUCACAGAAUGAUGGCGAAAGCAGUGCGUUGAUUUGAAUUGUUUACAUUUUAAGGACAAAUCUCUAUUCUUGCUUGCAAUAAAACUGGAGUAGACAGGAUACUUUUGUAACUGGACAAUAUUGUACAGUAAUGGAAUAAAAUAACAGGAUAAAAGAAAUAUAUCACUGUUAUACGUGGUGGUGGUUUUUUUUUUUUUUGUAUUUUUUUUUAUAGCAAGGAAUCCAAUUGUCUGGCAUCAGAGGUCAACCUCCAAAAUGUAUCAAAGGCAAUGGUUCACAUAAUUUAAAUUUAGUUUAAACUUAUUUUUAAUAAUAAUUAAAAUGCUAAAUAAAUAAAUAAAGAUGUACAACAUUAAACUGA